CACCACCGAAGACAAGCACCACUCCGAAGAUGACCUUUCUCCGUUACUGUUGGUGUUUUCUGAUGUUGACGGCCGCCGCCUCCGCCUACAAGCAUUACUCCUUUUCCCAACCCAGUUUCGGAUUCGACUCCAAGCAACCCUCGACGGCCAAUUUCCACCCUCAAGCGGACCAACCUCACGGAUUCGACUUGAAACACUCGGCCUCGGCCGGCGGACAGGGCAUGGGCCAUUACGGACAGGGAAGUUGGUGGGACGGAUUCAGAAGAGGCUGGGAAGACGGAAUGAAGUACGUCAAGAACACGGGCAAAACCUUCGCCGGGACGGGAUUGGGAGGCGUAACCCCUCACCAGAUGUCGCUGGUAAAUUUCGGUGGCUCCGGGGGGUUACCUUCCGGUCACUCGCCCUCGUUCCCCGGAAGAAUGUAAACCGGCCGAGGCAAAAAGUGUAUCUUUAAGUCUGGCAACGCGAAUCUCGGGAAACGUCUUUUUAUAAUACUCGAGUUCACUCGACCUUCACCGGUCACCCACCAAAGACCCCAAUCGAUUCGAUUGCACCCACGUCGCGCAAUAUUAGCAGUCUUCACCGGUUAAGUGUAUAUAUGCGAAUUUACAUUUUUUACUAUUUUUAUACGGAAUAUGUCGAGUCUAUUAUGUAUGUUACUCAUUCCAUUUGUACGUUCUUUUCAAUAAAUAUUCGAAUGUUUUGAAAAUAAGCGCUUCCUUCAUUAAACGAAUUCCGACCGAUCGAAUCGUAAGAGAGAAAAAAAGAAUGCGGAAUCGGAUCUCCGGCACAGAGAAAAAUA
Centruroides sculpturatus (bark scorpion) is the source of this 802-nucleotide messenger RNA. RefSeq lists its product as uncharacterized. Lineage: Eukaryota; Metazoa; Arthropoda; Arachnida; Scorpiones; Buthidae. The transcript is spliced from 2 exons. Bases 30 to 425 code for a protein of 131 amino acids. The record is from RefSeq and is a predicted model, not a curated record.